AUGCGUUUCUUCGUCGCCAUCCCCUCCAUCCUGGCUCUUGCCUCUGCAGCCCCAGCCUCCGGUGCCUCGAACGCUGCGAGCCUCCAAGACCUUCAGAACAACGCUGCUACCCUCGCCGAGGCCAAGAAGGCUGCUGGAUGUGACUGGCCUUCCUGCGUUGCCUCCCUUUCUGACCAAAGCCACGCUUGCGCAUAUGCAGCUAGCCGGGCAGGACUCGAUUGGUGGGCUGAUAUCGCUUGCCUCUGGUCUGUUGGUGCCAUUACUGCCGUCUGCCAUGUGUGUGCUUAG
Aspergillus alliaceus is the source of this 288-nucleotide messenger RNA. RefSeq lists its product as uncharacterized. The transcript has 4 exons. The record is from RefSeq and is a predicted model, not a curated record. Bases 1 to 288 code for a protein of 95 amino acids. NCBI's taxonomy places the organism in Eukaryota, Fungi, Ascomycota, Eurotiomycetes, Eurotiales, Aspergillaceae.